Molecule: messenger RNA, 1784 nt
Organism: Scatophagus argus
Lineage: Eukaryota; Metazoa; Chordata; Actinopteri; Scatophagidae
Product: growth factor receptor-bound protein 2
Exons: 6
Coding region: 411-1064 (217 amino acids)
Molecular function (GO): protein binding
Source: RefSeq, a predicted model, not a curated record
GAAGGACCUCCAGUCACAGCAGCAGGCAGACCCUCCCAGCACUGAGGAAGGAAGCGGAAAUAAACGUCGUGAACCUUAUGCUAGUAGCUACGUUUAGGCUCCUAGGACGGGGUGUAAGCGACAUCAGACGCACAUCGUUUGUUGUCUCUUAAGAGGAAACAGUGAGUGGAUAAUUACCAGAUAGGAUAUUUGUUUGUGACGGUGGCAGCAUAGAAACGGAAUAUCUCGAGUGGUACCUUACUGUAACCUUUAUGUGAGGUCUAAGCCCUUAAAGAGUGGGUCAUAGACGGGAGGAGAGACUUGGAGAAAAUCAUCUGGCCAACUAAGCCUGGAUAAGUGUUUUUUUUUUUUAAAUUCAGUCCCCGAAAGACAACUGUCGCCGAGCAGUUUUCCAGCGUGCAGGAACAACCAUGGAGGCCAUUGCCAAAUACGAUUUCAGAGCUACUGCUGAUGAUGAGCUUAGUUUCAAGCGUGGAGAUGUCCUCAAGGUAUUAAAUGAAGAGUGUGAUCAGAACUGGUACAAGGCAGAGCUAAACGGAAAAGACGGCUUCAUCCCCAAGAAUUACAUAGAGAUGAAAGCCCACCCGUGGUUCUUUGGGAAGAUUCCCCGGGCCAAAGCAGAGGAGAUGCUAAACAAACAGAGGCAUGAUGGGGCCUUCCUCAUCAGAGAGAGCGAGAGUGCACCAGGAGACUUCUCCCUCUCUGUGAAGUAUGGAAAUGAUGUCCAACACUUCAAGGUUCUUCGUGAUGGGGCUGGAAAGUAUUUUCUAUGGGUGGUGAAGUUUAACUCCCUGAAUGAGCUGGUAGACUACCACCGCUCCACCUCGGUCUCUCGCAAUCAGCAAAUCUUUCUGCGAGACAUAGAGCAGGUCACCCAGCAUCCCACAUAUGUGCAGGCGCUCUUCGACUUCGACCCGCAGGAGGAAGGAGAGCUGGGUUUCCGACGCGGCGACUUCAUCCAAGUCCUGGACAACUCCGACCCCAACUGGUGGAAAGGAGGCUGCCACGGCCAAACGGGCAUGUUCCCCCGCAACUACGUCACGCCUGUCAAUCGGAACAUGUAAACAGUCAGACCAUGUAUACAACAACAGGAACCACCACAACAGCCAACCAUCACCAUCAUCAUCGUCAUAAUCGUUCUUGAUCUCAUCAGCCCUCAUCCAAACCCCACCCACUGCCCCCCGCACCCCCCUCCCCUCCCCCCGCCCACACCCUUCUUGGCCAUCCCACGAAAACAGGAGCAGAUAGGAAGAACGCAAACAACUGAAAGAGAGUGAGAGAGAGAGAUAAAACAGGAGUAGUGCUGUCGUAGGCGGCGCUCUGUGGGUGGCAGCUGAGCAAAAUCAACUUUUACUUGUGCUGAGAUUGUUCACCUCCCCAGUGAACACCUCAGUGAGGAUUGAACUGUCUUUGAGGGAAAUCUAAAUGCAGAGAAACUAAAGAGUAGUGCACCAACCAUGAAGAUAACCAAAUGAUUCUACCGCUCCCACAGCUGCUUCUGUCUUCUCCUUAACUUCUUAACAUUCUGCCUUUCUUUUUUUUGCCGCAUGUUGUUUUAAUCACCUAAAUGAAAUGCCUACCGAUAAAUCCUAACCGUUUUAAAGGAAAAAAAGUUUUAAAAAAUACAAAAAAGAAGAAAUGGUUUUAAAAAUGUACAAAAAAGAAGAGAGAAAAAAAUGAUGCAAUCUACAGUACAGCAAGUUUCCAUGUCUAAGAUCAUUGGCACGUGAGCAUUGUACAUCAGCCACUGGCUGUAUAAAUAAAUCAACUAUAGAGAGAAUCCA